Haliotis rufescens (red abalone) is the source of this 803-nucleotide messenger RNA. Its product is annotated as sex-determining region Y protein-like. The transcript has 5 exons. Lineage: Eukaryota; Metazoa; Mollusca; Gastropoda; Lepetellida; Haliotidae. Bases 41 to 415 code for a protein of 124 amino acids. The record is from RefSeq and is a predicted model, not a curated record.
CGUGGUUCGUUGGGUAUAAAUCCGUGCCCGCGAGGACCGCAUGGCACUAACAAGUUCGCUGCAGAGUGUUUUGCCCCUUUGUCAGAUAACUGUACAACUGCAGGAUGAAGGCGUUGUGUGUUCUUCUAUUGACUCUGUGCACAGUGCGUGCGGGUUCGUCAAAAUCAACCUCCACCGCCGGCAUCAGCAGUACGCUCAGUUCAACAUCAGCCACAACCACCUUAAGCGCAGGUCUGACGACGAGUACCAAGACAACCAAAGGCGUCACGACGAGUACCAAGACAAGCGCAGACGUCACGGCGAGUACCAAGACAAGCACAGACGUCACGGCGAGUACCAAGACAAGCACAGACGUCACGGCGAGUACCAAGACAAUCACAGACGACGGGCCGACUACAAAUUCAACCACUCCUGACAACGCCGCAGGAACGCCAACCAGCCCCCUCUCCUUGAUGACGACCGUUGUCAUUUUCUCUGUGAUCGCCCGGAUGUAGUCACAUGACAAGGGAUAAUGACGUCAACGAGCAUUUGAUGAACUACCCUCAAUAUGACUGUCUGGGAUCACGAGUGACAGCUGUCUGUCAACUGCGCACAUUUACUGAAACCAACUUGUUUAACACCCGAUGCGCGCGCACACGCACGCACGCACGCACGCACGCACACACACACACACACACACACACACACGUCACGCCGAAGACCCGGCUUAGAUUCCCCACAUAUGACCAAUGUGUGAAGACCAUUCAGCGAUAGAAACUAACAGUUUUAGUCCUUAUAAUGAUAACAUACAGCAAAACCCCAAA